This is a messenger RNA of Chrysochloris asiatica (Cape golden mole), 2184 nucleotides long. RefSeq names its product holocarboxylase synthetase (biotin-(proprionyl-CoA-carboxylase (ATP-hydrolysing)) ligase) (gene HLCS). Gene Ontology annotation, cellular component: cytoplasm. Gene Ontology annotation, biological process: protein modification process. The record is from RefSeq and is a predicted model, not a curated record. Gene Ontology annotation, molecular function: biotin--[biotin carboxyl-carrier protein] ligase activity. The coding region runs from base 1 to 2184 and encodes 727 amino acids. NCBI's taxonomy places the organism in Eukaryota, Metazoa, Chordata, Mammalia, Afrosoricida, Chrysochloridae. The transcript has 9 exons.
AUGGAAGAUAGACUUCAUAUGGACAAUGGACUGGUACCCCAAAAGAUAGUCUCAGUACACUUGCAGGACUCCACUCUGAAAGAACUUAAGGACCAGGCCCCAACCACGCAAGCCCCGGUCAUUCAGUCGGACCCCGACUCUUCUGUGGAGAUUAAGCCUGAGUGGGACACUAUGGCACAGGUUGACAAAGAUGACCCGGAGGUUCAUGGUGAAGAACCCGAACAGGGGCGAGACAGUGCCUCGGGGAGACAGCCUUCUGGGGAAAGUGACAGAGGGGCAGGCUCCGUUGAGCAUUGUCAUCUCCAUCUGUCUAGCUGCCACGAGUGUUUGGAACUGGAGAAUAGCACCAUUGAGUCGAUCAAGUGUGCAUCUGCAGAGAACAUUCCAGAGCUUCCCUAUGAUUGCAGCGGCAGCUUGGAGAGUGUUGCUGAUGAGCCUUGUGCUGAGAGAGAAGGGAGGAGAGUCCACAUCACUGGCAAGGUACCCAACAUCCUAGUCUACGUGGGCCCUGAUUCUAAGGAAACCCUCGCCAGAUGCCAGCAGGUUCUGGCAGUUCUGGCUGACUGUGUGGACACAGACCAGUACACGGUCUACCAUUUGCUGGAGGAGAGUGCUCUCAGAGACCCGUGGCCAGACAACUGCUUGCUGCUGGUGGUUGCCACCAAGGAGCCCAUCCCUGAAGUUCUGUUCCAGAAGAUCAUGGUCUAUCUUUCUCAGGGAGGGAAGGUGCUGGGUUUGUCUUCGUCCUUCACGUUUGGUGGCUUCCAGGUAACAAGCAAGGGGGCACUGCAGAAGGCAGUCCAGAACUUGGUUUUCUCCAGGGCUGACCAAAGUGAAGUGAAGCUCAGUGUCCUAAGCAGUGGCUGCAUUUACGAGGAGGGCCCUGGGGAGCGGCUCAGCCUGGGCAAGCUCCAGGGUCAUCUGGACAACGAGGACAAGGACAGGAUGAUCGUGCAAGUGCCUUUUGGGACACAUGGAGGAGAGGCUGUUCUUUGCCAGGUGCACUUAGAACUCCCACCCAGCUCUUUGAUGGUACAAACUCAAGAAGAUUUUGAUUUGCUGAAAGCCAGCAAUUGUAGCAGAUACGAAGUCCUUAAGGAGAUCCUGACAUCCCUUGGCCUAAGCUGUGAAGUGAGACAAAUUCCUGCCCUAACGCCUCUCCAUUUGCUGUCAGCUGCUGAGGAAUCCCAGGAUCCUCUUAUGCGGUGGCUGGGGAAACAUGUGAGUCCUGAAGGAAUAAUAAAAUCCAGCAAAGUCUCCCUUAAGUUUGUUUCAUCCUACACAUCUGACAUAGAAAUAACCCCAUCUUCUAUUCCUGUUGUUACGGACUCAGAAGUCUUCUCAUCAGAAAAUUUUAGCUUAGAGAUCUAUCGGCAGAAUCUGCAGACAGAACAACUUGGGAAAACAAUUCUGUUUGCUGAAGUGACACCCACCACGAUGAGCCUUCUGGAUGGGUUGAUGUUUAAGACGCCACAGGAAAUGGGUUUAAUAGCCAUCGCAGUCCAGCAGACGCAAGGCCAAGGACGAGGAAGGAAUGCUUGGCUGAGCCCAGUGGGAUGUGCUCUCUCUACUCUACUUGUCUCCAUCCCGCUAAAAUCCCAGCUGGGACAGCGAAUCCCUUUUGUUCAGCAUCUGAUGUCAUUGGCCGUGGUGGAAGCCGUGAGAUCGCUUCCUGGGUACCAGGAUAUCAACUUGCGAGUGAAGUGGCCCAAUGAUAUUUAUUACAGUGACCUCAUGAAGCUUGGUGGAGUUCUGGUUAACUCAACGCUUAUGGGAGAAACAUUUUAUAUACUUAUUGGCUGUGGAGUGAAUGUGACUAAUAGCAACCCUACCAUAUGCAUCAAUGAUCUUGUCACAGAAUACAAUAAGCAACACAGGACAGAUCUGAAGGCCUUAAGAGCUGAUCUUCUCAUCGCUCGAACUGCGACAGAGCUGGAGAAACUGAUCAGCACAUUUCAGGACAAUGGGCCCAAUGGUGUACUCCCCUUGUAUUAUAAAUACUGGAUACACAGUGGCCAGCAAGUCCGUCUUGGAAGUGCGGAGGGACCAGAGGUGUCCAUAGUCGGCUUAGAUGAUUCUGGGUUCCUUCAAGUCCAUCAGGAAGGCGGCAAGGUUGUGACUGUGCAUCCGGACGGCAACUCCUUCGACAUGUUGAAAAACCUUAUCCUUCCCAAACGGAAGUAG